AGCUCAGCGUGACACUGACGGGCAAUCGGCCGCGUCCAGAGCAGCGGGCGGCAUCCGGGGGGAGCAGCGCCGGCUGGGGGGCCCCACUCGGGGCUUCCUGGAACCCCGACUCCACGGCCGCCUGCACCCUGACACGGGCUAGAUAAGAGCCCCAGCUGCAUUAUCAGAACCCUGCAGAGCGCCCGUCCUCACUGCACUAGAAGGAAGACAGUGAGGACCGGGGCUCUCCCGAGUGGGACCUGGGCCGGGUGGCCGGGCUGGAUGAGUGUUCCCAAGCCCCGGCUCCUUUCCUGAGCCCACGGCGCAUGGAAGCCGGUGCUUACUGGCAGCGGUAGAGAAAGCAGCUGAGCGGAGGACGGAGCUGACCAGUCCGAGUGUCCAGACCUGCUCAGUGCCUCAGAGCUGAGGAUCACGAUGGGGAUCGUCAAAGCUGUCAGCAGACCCACAGUUUCUCCACCUGGGCACUGGGGAGACAGAGAUCUGCCACUUCUGAAAAGACGGAGAAGGCCAUUUUCCAGGGGCUGACGGGGCACCCUGAAAAGGUUGCCAUGGCCUCCGGAGUUCCUGGAGGGGAGAAGAGAAGAAUUCACCCUAGAAAAAUCCUGAAGAUCCAGAACUGCAGAAAUGCCUAGAACUUGUUGUCACAAUCUCUCCCCUCCCCUCACUGUGAAGGAGUCAGGCCAGUAAGCUGAGCUGUGGCGAGGAGAUGCUAAGAACUUACAGCAGAAACCCAAUUUGGAGGUGAUCAAGAACAAGGUGCCAGAUUCCCCACUGAUCUGAAGCUCCUGGAACACUGGGCUGUGCCUUGUUCCCAGCCCUCAGAGUCUGGGCAGAACGCUGAGGUGGCGGCCAUGUCAGUGAGGGUGCGAUUCCUGUCCUCCGGGGACACAGGGCCCUUGGGGGCCGUGGGCCGCAGCGCCUCCUUUGCGGGCUUCAGCAGCAUCCAGAGCCGGAGGAUCGCGAAGUCCGUCAACAGGAACUCCUUGAGGUCACGAACACCUGCGAAACCCUCCAAGAUGCACAGCACCCUGCGGAAGGGCUCUGUCUGCUUGGACCCCAAACCUCAGCAGGUGAAGAAGAUCUUUGAAGCACUAAAGAGAGGCCUCAAGGAGUAUCUGUGUGUCCAGCAGGCUGAGCUGGAUUACCUGUCUGGACGGCACAAGGACACCCGGAGGAAUUCCAGGCUGGCCUUCUAUUACGACCUGGACAAGCAAACGCGCUCUGUGGAGAGGCACAUUCGGAAGAUGGAGUUUCACAUCAGCAAGGUGGACGAGCUCUACGAGGGCUACUGCAUCCAGUGCCGCCUGCGCGACGGCGCCUCCAACAUGCAGCGGGCCUUCUCGCUGGGCCCGCAGAGCCGCGCCUCCCGCGAGAGCCUGCAGGAGCUGGGCCGCAGCCUGCACGAGUGCACUGAGGACAUGUGGCUCAUCGAGGGGGCCCUAGAGGUUCACCUGGGCGAGUUCCAUAUCAGGAUGAAAGGCUUGGUGGGCUAUGCACGGCUCUGCCCCGGGGACCAGUAUGAGGUGCUCAUGCGCCUGGGCCGCCAGCGCUGGAAGCUGAAGGGCCGGAUUGAGUCUGACGACAGCCAGACGUGGGAUGAGGAGGAGAAGGCCUUCGUCCCCACCCUGCACGAGCACUUGGAGAUCAAGGUGACGGAGCUGCGGGGCCUGAGCUCGCUGGUCGUGGGCGCGGUGACGUGCGACAUCGCCGACUUCUUCAGGGCCCAGCCGCAGGCCGUCGUGGUGGACAUCACGGAGCUGGGCACCAUCAAGCUGCAGCUGGAGGUGCUGUGGAACCCGUUGGACGCCGAGAGCUUCCUGGGGUCCCCCAGCCCCACGGGCAGGUUUUCCGUGGGCAGCAGGAAGGGCUCCUUGUACAACUGGACACCCCCGAGCACCCCCAGCUUCAGGGAGAGAUACUACCUGUCUGUCCUGCAGCAGCCACCACAGCAAGCCUUGCUGCUGGGUGGGCCAAGGGCCACCUCCCUCCUCCCCUACCUGUCCGACAGCAACCUGCGGGGCCCCGGCCUGCGGAGCCAGAGUCAGGAGCUGCCUGAGAUGGACUCCGUCAGCUCCGAGGACCCCCGAGACACCGAGACCAGCAGGUCAGCCUCCACCUCGGACGUGGGCUUCCUGUCCUUGGCCAUCGGCCCCAACGCCUCCAUCGAAGAGGAGGCCUGUGAAGACCCCCCAUCCCUGGGCCUCCUGCCACUGGUGGAGCGGUCUGGCUGGAGGGACUUGGAAAGAGAGAGCCCCAGCCUGCCCCGGCACUCCCCAUUGCAGAAUGGCACAAUCCUGGGCAGCCGGGAAGGCCACGAUGGAGGGGAAACAGAGGAUGGAGCAGAUAGGCCUGGCAUGGCCGUCGAGCAGCUCCUGCAGGAGGUCCUGGAGUUACUGAGGUCCAUGGGCCCUGCUCAGUCUGGGCUCCGGGAGCUGGAAUAUCAGGUCCUGGGCUUCAGGGACCGACUGCAGCCCCGGGGAGCCUGCCGGGAGCACGCCUCUGCCGAGAGCCUGAUGGAGUGCAUCCUGGAGAGUUUCUCCUUCCUCAACGCCGACUUCGCCCCGGAUGAGCGGUCCCUAUUUGGGGGCUCCUCGGAUCCCCGGGAGGUCAGGACCCCACCCCUGCUGCCGUCGUUGAGAGCAUCAUCCGGGGAGCUCACAGCUGGUGCACCGGAGCUGGACGUGCUGCUCAGGGUCCACCUCCAAGUCUGCAAAGCUCUGCUGCAGAAACUGGCCUCCCCCAAUUUGUCAAGGAUGGUCCAGGAGAGCCUCCUGGAAGAAACAGCACGACAAAAGCAGGUUCUGGAGAUGCUUUCUGUCCUUGACUUUGAGAAGGUCAGCAAGGCGACGUCCAUUGAGGAGAUCCUUCCGCAGGCAUCGUGGAGGAAGGGCUGCCUCAAGCUGUGGAACGGGUGCGCCGCGCCCGGCGGGGUCCUGUCCUGCCCUGCGGCGGCGCUGCUGAGCCAGCUCAAGAAAACCUUCCUGCACAGAGUCAGAGGGAAACACCCAGGACAACUGGAAGCCGUGUGCCGCAGGCUGCUGGAGCAGGUGGCCAGCUGUGGUGGGCUCCUCCCCGGGGCCGGGCUCCCGGAACAGACUGUCACCUGGUUCCAGUUUCACGGCUACCUGCAGAGGCAGAGGGUCUCUGACCUGGAGAAGCACUUCGCCCAGCUCACCAAGGAAGUGACGCUCAUUGAGGAGCUGCAGUGUGCGGGGCAGGUCAAGACAGUCAAGAAGCUGCAGGGGAAGCGGCUGGGCCAGCUCCAGCCCCUGCCCCAGACGUUACGGGUCUGGGCCCUGCUCCAGCUGGACGGGACCCCGCGGGUGUGCAGAGCAGCCAGCUCUCGCCUGGCCAGGGCAGCCAAGAACAAAAGCUUUCGGGAAAAGGCUCUCCUGUUCUACACCAGCGUCCUGAUGGAGAAUGAUGCAAAACUCCAGCAAGCCGCGUGUGUGGCACUAAAACAUCUCAAGGGUGUUGAAAGCAUCGAACAGAUUGCCAGCCUGUGCCAGUCUGACCUGGAGGUGGUGCGAGCGGCAGCCCGGGAGACCACGCUGUCGUUCGGUGAAAAAGGUCGCUUAGCUUUUGAGAAGAUGGACAAAAUUUGCUCAGAACAAAGAGAAGCAGCAGCUCUCUGCCAGGAGCCAGAUGUUGAAAUCACAGUAUUUUAAAAAGCGUCAGCCAAUGAGCUCCAAUCUGGCAUCUUUUUUGCUGCUGCCCAGCCUCGACACAGCGACCAAGCUUUGGGUGGGGUACCCUGCGUGCUCCCUGAGAAGUGUGAGCUGGCCAGAGCUGUUCCCUGAGGCUGACCAGUUACAGAGCCCAAGGUACACGGUGGCUUUUGCACUGAAGCAGAAAAAGGUGAUGCACGUAGAAAGCUGCACAGCUCCAACCAAGCAAUUGUGCCUUUGGCUUUGAGCAUGGGUUUUGACCUUCCCCGGGGAUGCAGAGCUGGGUCAGCUCCAGCCCGCCACAUCAGCAGAGGACCAAAGGCAGGCAAGUUGCUGCCUCCUUCACAGUGGCUGAUCAGCACUUCUGGUUCAAUACACACCGGAGAGAGAGCCUUUGGGGUUGGGGAGGCAGCGGGCAGACCAGACCGACCGUGAGAAGGAAAGGGCUGUGUGUGUCGAGUCAUUUCAACAGCAGCAAACUGUCACCUCUAAGAGCUGGGGAAGGUGGGAAGCACAAAGCCAGGGUCUCUCCGAUCCAUGCCCCUAAGCCGAGCUGCAGGCCACUGACUGCGGCCCUCAUUUCCACUGUGUUCAGCAGCACCCAGGAAGACGAACAUGCCGUCAGACCAAGGGGCCCUGAGUGUCCCAGUCAGUAAAACCGUUAGCUUCAGCCAGACUAAUCAGCAUGGAAUCCCACUUUUGAAACAAGUCAAUUCAGGGCCUAUUAUAAAUUGCUUCAGAAACCAUAAGCUUGUUUAAAGAAAGAUUUCACUGAAAAGCGUGUCACUUUAAAGAAGGAAAAUGUUUCCUACUUAAGUCAAUUAAAAAAACCCCACUCUGUGCGGAAAGGUUUCUGUGUUAAUAAUGUACAGAGGACCUAAGGUUUGAAUAUUGCUAUCAACGAUGGCAUUUGGACAGCUUUGUAAAUGAAGUGUUCUCAUUUAAACUUUCAUAUUCUGUUUUUUCCAUUUAAUUUAGUAUUUAUUUGCCUUGUUUAUAUGUUCAAGUUUCUGAAAUUUCAAUUAAAAAACUUUUAAUUGGUGUUUCAUUUUAUCUGAAAAAA
This is a messenger RNA of Choloepus didactylus (southern two-toed sloth), 4731 nucleotides long. RefSeq names its product RIPOR family member 3 (gene RIPOR3). The record is from RefSeq and is a predicted model, not a curated record. Lineage: Eukaryota; Metazoa; Chordata; Mammalia; Pilosa; Megalonychidae. Bases 852 to 3668 code for a protein of 938 amino acids. The transcript is spliced from 25 exons.